This is a messenger RNA of Ostrea edulis (European flat oyster), 2397 nucleotides long. RefSeq names its product probable peptidyl-tRNA hydrolase 2. The coding region runs from base 168 to 764 and encodes 198 amino acids. The transcript has 6 exons. Gene Ontology annotation, cellular component: cytosol; mitochondrion. Lineage: Eukaryota; Metazoa; Mollusca; Bivalvia; Ostreida; Ostreidae. The record is from RefSeq and is a predicted model, not a curated record. Gene Ontology annotation, molecular function: protein binding; peptidyl-tRNA hydrolase activity.
UUUCUAUAAUUAAUAGCACUGUGGACACACCACAGUCAUGAUGAUAUAGAUCAGAUACUGAACUGCUGAAUACUGAUCAAUGAGUUGACCUAUGAUGAUGAGUACCUUUCUGUGCUAGGACCCAUCUUAUACGAUUUGUCAACCAACAUUUACGACUCCACUGCAAUAUGGACACAGCCUCAGAUGGAGCCUUUCAACCGAAGGAGGACCUUCUGAAUAUCCUCUUAUCUCUGGGAUUUUCUCAGAAUGCUUCCAUCAAGGCUUUGUAUUACACUGGGAACAGUAAUGCAGAUUUGGCUGCUGCAUGGGUCAUAGAAAAUCAACACAGGAGUAAUAUUGAUGCACCUCUCAACCAGGAUGAAUCAGACGACAGUGAUGAAGCAGGGUAUUUACCCGAAGGUGUGGACUUCUAUAAAAUGAUCUUUGUGGUCAACUCGGAACUACAGAUGGGAGUCGGGAAGAUAGCUGCCCAGGUUGCUCAUGCUGCUCUCGGUCUACAUAGAACUCUGCUGGACGAUCCCCAGAAGUUUGGACAGAUGCUGAUGAGUUGGGAACAGUUUGGAGAAACAAAAAUUGUCACGAAAGGUGAUAACACAGGUCAGUUAAUGGGCCUUGCUGAAAAAGCCUCCAGUCUAGGACUACCGCAUUACAUCGUGCACGACGCAGGUCGAACACAGAUUGCUGCAGGAUCUACCACUGUGUUAGCCAUUAUGGGUAAACUUGAAGUGGUGGACUCGAUAACUGGUUCUCUUAAACUCCUUUAAAGGAGAGCAACGCUGAUUAGCUACUUGUAUUUUGCGAUAGAAAAUAUUUAUAUUUCACUGAGUGUUAAUUAAUUUUUAUAUAUUAUUAUUAUUGUCGUUUUUGUUUGCUGCAUUUCUUCCAAGUUUCAGCUUUAUUGACAAGUGUACAUUUUCAUAGUACAUAUUCGUCCACUGUCUGCAAUUAAAUUGUAGCAUUUCUAUUUUUUAGUCUCUUUUUACAUGUAUUUACAUGUAUCCAUUGUAUAAGGCCUAGCUAAUACAGUGGAAAUUUUAUUCAUGGUUAACAAAUUCAAUCGUGAGAUCCCAUGCUUUAGGUUUAUGAACACUCUUUAUAAUGGAUGUUGAUAUUUACAUAAUAAUGUUAUAUUUUGAGGGUGUCAUGCCAUAAUGUACUUUUAGUCAGGGUUUUGAUAAAUAGUGCACUCCCCUUUUUUUUGCACUAUUAGUCACAACAUCUGACUACUAUUUUGACACUCCCCUUUUUUGUGUGCUCUAUUUGUCAGACCUCUGACUACUAUUUUGACAUGGUGUGUGAAAAAUUAUUAUUAUUAUGCUUUUCAAAAUAUUUGGGUUUCACAGAAACAAAGGGUGAUCACUACGAAUGCACUUCCAAUUUUGGUUGAUGUGGGUCUCUUUUUUUUUAAUGCAAGAUUGAUUUGUUUGUUAAUUUAGUGGUGCAUAAUUAUAAAAACUAGAGGAUAACUCAUCAUUUUUGUGUUAAUCAAAUAUUUGGAAAAGUUUUCUUUUAUUAUGGUUACAUUAGUAAGUACAUAUAUGUAGUAAACUUUAUUUAAUAUAUAAAAUUUAUACAAACACAGCUAAAAUGGUCCGUGGCCUAAUGGACAGCACGUUCGCUUGACAAAUUCAUCAUCCGGGAUUCGCGCCUGCAAAUCAGCAACUAUUUUUGGAAUUAAUGGAAUUAUUUCAGUUUACUCGAUUUGAAAAAUUUGUGCUAGGCAAAAACAGUGAAGACAAACAGUAAUGGUGAAGUUUUAUCAGUGCACAAUGUGAAAUUAGUAGGUUAUCGAAUAUACAAGAACAAACCAACAGGAGGCUUGUCUACCCUUUUGUCUGAUAUCGCCUCCCCCCCCCCCCCCCCCCCCCCCCCCCCCCCCCCCCCCCCCCCCCCGACUUUUAAGAAUCUAGGAUACUUCAAUACAUAGAUUUGUAAUUCUGACCGCUAAUUAUGAAUGUUUUAUAAAAUGCAUAGGUGUUGAAACUCAGACAGAAGACAACAAAUAUAAAGACAACAAAUAUAAGUGCACAGAUUUUGUUUUGCAAACUACAAAUAUGAAUGCAUUGAGAGAUAACUGUAAGGACAAUGCAUUUCAGUUAUUGUUAAGCCUCACUUUUUUUGUUUAUAUUUAUUCAUUGAAUUCUGUAGUAUGAUUAAAAAAUGAAAUCAUGUGUUUAUAUAUUUACGAUGUUCUUAUUUGUAUUGGCAGAAGUAUAAUGAACAGUUGUGGUGUUUGUAAAUUUUAUUGAUCUCUUUCAUGUUCUGUGGUGCAUGUAUUUCAGUUCAUAUAUCGAAUAUAAAAUUUUGUAACUGUUACAGUAUCUGUAUUAUGCACAACACAAUAAAGAAAUUUGUGUUGAUUAUGUAUUAUUGGUGAUUAAAGGCUACCGCAUGAUC